UUUCGCCCUCUAUCUGAAGAGGCAACUGUUGACCUGCAAGCUGCUUACAGAAUUAUCAUUUGUUGAAAGUUAGAUGACAUAUUAUGCCCUUGUUGUAGUGGGGUUGAGGUGAAAACUCAGGUCAGACUCUACUAGGCUACGAUUUUGUGGCAUAAAAACGCCCUUCCAUUGAUCGGAAGUUUUCAUUCCUUCUGGGCUGCUCAGUGCUGACACACAUUGGCACAAGGAAGAAACACGACAAUGUCUGGAAAAUUGGCCAUCAUAGGAGCCGGGUCGUCUGGCGUCACGGCAACGAAGACUUUUCUGGAAGCAGGGUUCACUGACAUCACGUGCUUUGAGCGACGCGACGUCUUGGGAGGCUUAUGGCAUUUCAUCGAGAGGGUGUACCUGAGCACCCGUCGAGGAGCCUGGGUCCUGAACAGAUUGACGGCUAAUGGGAUGCCCUGGGACGUGGACUAUCACUGCAGGAGGAGGGCAAUGAUAGCCCCGUGGUUGCCUGUGUCUUAUAAGCACAAAAAGAUCAAGCAGCAGCUGACUGAGCGCUUUGACCACGACUUCUACGGCAUGACUCCCGACCACCCACCCGGCUCCACUCACCCAACCGUGAACGACGAGCUGCCCAACAGGAUCGCAGCCGGGAUGAUCAAGGUCAAAUCCAACGUCCGAAGCUUUUCUGAAAAGGGUGUGACGUUUGAUGAUGGGACGUAUCAUGAUGUUGAACUUGUCGUCCUAUGUACCGGCUACAAGAUCGAAUAUCCCUUCAUCGGAGAACUCAAGCUUCCCUCAGCCUCUGAGAUGAAGAGAGAAAUUGACGAUGCCUACAAAGCUAUGCGUAAGCGUUACGUGGACACAGCCCGGCACACCAUACAGGUUGACUGGUUGCCCUUCAUGGACGAACUUGCUGAAAUGGUGGGAUGUAAGCCGAACCUAUUGAAGUACCUUUUCACCGACCCUCGCCUGUUCUGGGCCCUGUUCAACGGACCCGGCGUGCCGUACCAGUACCGUCUGGAGGGACCUGACGCUUGGCCAGGCGCCAGACACGCAAUCCUCACAACG
Messenger RNA from Aplysia californica (California sea hare), 1056 nucleotides. Its product is annotated as flavin-containing monooxygenase 5. Gene Ontology annotation, molecular function: N,N-dimethylaniline monooxygenase activity; NADP binding; flavin adenine dinucleotide binding. NCBI's taxonomy places the organism in Eukaryota, Metazoa, Mollusca, Gastropoda, Aplysiida, Aplysiidae. The record is from RefSeq and is a predicted model, not a curated record.